AUGACGCCUCCCUUGAAGAAGGACUUGGCUGGAAAGCCGCCGCGGAGGUCGCGGUCGCGAUCGAGAUCCCGGUCGUCUCAGUGGUCGCGCGGGAAAUCCCCACCGCGAGAGUCACGAGAUAAGCAGGCAGCCAAGGAGGUCGAAAAGAAGGAUGGCCAGGAUGGCCCCGGAACUCGGGGAACGCCUCGGGUGAAAGCACCCGAUGACCUCCCCGUGGCUGCCUACAAGGAGAAGAUUAUUGACCUCCUGCUGGAGCACCCGAUCAUUGUGGUUGUGGGUGAGACAGGAUCUGGCAAAACCACCCAGAUCCCACAAUACCUCCUGGACUCGGAGAAGUUCCAUUGCUUGUUUGAGAACAAGCGUGGGUUGCGAGUGGCCAUAACUCAGCCCAGACGGGUUGCGGCCGUGGCCAUGGCCCGACGUGUGUCGGAUGAACGUGGCACGCGUCUCGGAGACGUGGUGGGCUACAGCAUCCGCUUCGAGGACAACUCAAGUGCGAGCACGCGCCUGAGGUACAUGACUGAUGGCUGCUUGCUUCGUGAGUGCCUCGGGGAUCCUGACCUUGCAAACUACGAUGUCGUCAUCCUGGACGAGGCCCACGAACGGAGCUUGCACACGGACGUCUUGUUUGCUCUCAUGAAGAGGGCUGUGAGCAAUAGGGCCGGUCAGCUCAGGAUGCUCGUGACGUCCGCAACCCUCGAUACAGGGGCAUUUUCUGAGUACUUUGCAUGCCCGGUUCUUGAAGUCCCUGGGCGCAGCUUCUCGGUUGCCCUGCACUACCAUCCUGUGUCCAGGACUCAGAGGGUUGAGGCUGCCGUCAACGUCGCUUUGAAUCUGCACGUCCGCGAGGGACCGGGCCACAUUCUGGUUUUCCUCACAGGAAUGGAAGAAUGCGAGCAAGCAGUGUCAUUCGCAAACUCGAAACUGCAGAACAUGGUCGACAGUGGAAAGCAGGUUUCAGACUGCCUCAUCGUUCCCCUGUACGGAAUGAUGCAGUCCGACGACCAGCGCAAUGUCUUCGAAGAGGUUCCGGACGGAUGUCGGAAACUCGUCUUUUCAACGAACAUCGCCGAAACUUCCCUGACUGUAGCUGGAGUUGGCUACGUCGUCGACUGUGGUUAUUGCAAGCAAAAGAACUUCAAUCCUAAGACCGGAAUGGAGUCUUUGCAGGUGACCGAAGUCUCGCAGGUGCAGGCCAAGCAGAGGGCAGGGAGGGCGGGCCGCACCCAGCAUGGAAAGUGUUUCAGGCUCUACUCGGAAGAGACCUUCUCACGCAGCCUCCCAAAGGUCACGGUCCCCGAGAUCCUGAGGUCGAACCUGGCAUCCGUGACCUUGCAGAUGAAGGCCAUGGGCAUUGAGGACGUGGUGCGUUUCGACUUCAUGGAGCCACCCGACCGAGUGCGGCUGGUGAAGUCCCUCCGGCUUCUCUUCCUCAUCGGAGCGCUGGAUGCCGAUGGCGGCCUCACAGAUCUGGGGCGGCGGAUGUCGCAGCUGCCCCUGGAGCCUCAGUAUGGGCGUGUCUUGCUGGCAGCUGCCGAAGCCGGUUGCGUGUCCGAGGCCCUGACGCUGGUUUCGAUGCUGAGCUCUGAGGGUGUGUGGUACCGGCCCUCCAAGCAGAAUGCGGAGCAAUGGGAGGAAGCGCUGGCGGUGCAGGAGCGCUUCCUCCACCGCAUGGGCGACCACCUCACCCUGGUGCGCGUCUUCACGAUGUGGGAAGACGAGGGCUGCAGCCCCGAGUGGUGCAAGGCCAACUUCCUGCACUUCCGGGCCCUGCGCCAGGCGCGCGACAUCCGCGGCCAGCUCUGUGACCAACUCGAGAAGGUCUCCGAGGCAUCCGUGAGGGAUGCAGUACGUGCAGUCCGCAACCGCUACAGAGACCAUCGAGACCGUGAUCGAGGACGAGGUGCCCCCAAGAACGGCAGCAGCGUCGAGCAGGCGUUGCUGCAGUCCUUAUGUUCGGGGUUCUUCAUGCAGACGGCCCGGAUGUGUGGGGCUGGCGGCGGAUGGUUGAUCGUAGGAGAGAACGUUCUCGUUAAAUGCGAGGGAGGCAGCGCCAUGGAUGGUUCUUGCGCAGAGUGGGUACUUUACACAGACUUGGUUGGCAGCACUGUUGCCAACUGCAUGAUGCGCACUGUGUCAGCUGUGGCGCACGAGUGGUUGCAGCCCUUGCUACCAAAGCUCGUGGAGGUGGACCUCAAGCGUUUGGUGGGCGUGACACAACCUCGGCAGAACGAGCAGGUGGAGGAGCCAAAGGAUCCAGCGCAGGUUGCCAAGGACCGUGAAGUCAAGGUGGGAAGCGCCCGAGAAAGGUACCUGGCGCGCAAGAACAAGACUGCCUCGAAGUAG
Molecule: messenger RNA, 2346 nt
Organism: Symbiodinium natans
Lineage: Eukaryota; Dinophyceae; Suessiales; Symbiodiniaceae
Source: the annotation of a GenBank genome assembly